UUUUGAUUCAUUUUGAGAUACUGGUGUUUUGUGAUGCAUUCUUUUUAUAUAUCCACCGAGGGAUAUCAAUUAAUGUGUAUGGUAGAAAUAAUGCAUGUGAGCAGGAAACAACCAGCCAGCAGGAUCUGAUACUAGAAAAUUCAUGUACUGCUCAAUCGUUCACAUUAUGUUUUGUUAUCCAUAUAUAUAGUCAUAGAGAGGUAGAAGUAUCAUAAAUUUACUACCAGCAAUUACUUCGUUAACUCAAGAUGACUGACAGGAGAAUUCCAGCAGAAGAACUAGUCGAUGCAAUUAUAGUGAGGUGGAACGGUCAGCAAAAAGAAGAAAAAUAUGAUCGAAAAAAAGUUCAUAUCAGAACACUGGACGAUCUUGUUAAUGUCAACACACUAUUCACCUUGGCUGUGUUUGUUGGCUUGUCCCAGGCUUCGCCAGGCAUCCACAGCCUGGAGAAUCGCGAGGAGUGUAACGCUGGUCCAAGAGUAGCCAAAAUGCUGGUCCUCUACGAAGUGGUGGCCUUCGCCUGCUUCCUUUUAUCAAGCCUUGUCGCGAAAGUUCUUAAGCUUUUUCUGAGCUUGGAUGCUAGGAGAUUUAAGUUUGUUCGCCAAGGAUUUGUGUUGAAGGACUCCCUGUUGAUCUUAACAGCAAGUGCUUCAGUUUCAGGAAUUAUUCUGCUUUUGCUUUCGGUUGUUAAUGUAGUUCAGAUUCGAAUAGGGUUGUACUCUUGCGGAAGUGCUGAAGCAAGGAAAGCUAUCUGGGCUCUUUGCACAAUUGUGGCCAUUGCGUUGGUCAUUUAUGUUGUCUCCAUCAGUGUUGCUAUAUAUGCCUCUAUUACUGGUGAUGGGCUGUAUGAUCCGAUUCGGAGCAAUCGUGAAGCGUCGAAGGAAGAAAGCAACCAUGCUUAUACAAACGCUGAUCAAGAACUUGGUAUUACAGGGAAGCCGGAUGUGCAAGUUUAAUCAAAGUUCAACGAGGUGCCCAGAAGAAUAAUGUCAGUCUAACAGGAGUGUUAUUGACUUAGUGUAACUAAAAUGUUAUAUUUAAGUUCAGUCUGUGUUUAUGUUUUGUUGGUUUAUUAGAAUAGUAGAAUUUGUGUUCAA
This is a messenger RNA of Daucus carota subsp. sativus, 1097 nucleotides long. RefSeq lists its product as uncharacterized. Lineage: Eukaryota; Viridiplantae; Streptophyta; Magnoliopsida; Apiales; Apiaceae. The record is from RefSeq and is a predicted model, not a curated record. The coding region runs from base 249 to 956 and encodes 235 amino acids. The transcript has 2 exons.